AUGUUCACUAAAUGUAUAGUUCUUGCCUUAGUGGCAGUGGCUUCAUGCCAUGAUUUAGCUAUAGGAUUCAAUACAAAUGGAAAGAAAAUAUUUGAUGAAACGAAACAAGCCAACCCUGCGAUUUGGAGACAGGCGAAUAAUGUAACUGUAACAGCCAGCGAAAAUGAAGUGAUAAGUCGUGUAGUUGUUAAAGAUCUGAGGCCAGAAAAGGAUGGAGAUGUGAAAAUAGUAGAAGGAGGCGAAGGUCAGAAGAAUGUUACCAUUGAACUCAAAAGUCCAACUGCUUUACGAGGAUAUGAUUUCCAGAUUGAAGUAUAUGCCAUUCCAGAUAUCACAGCCCAAAAGGAUAUUAAUUUAAAAGAUGGAACCCCGAAUACAAAUGAUAAAAAAUCACCUACGGAAAACACUGGAUCUAAAAACACCCCUACAAUUGUCUCAAAAGAUGAAACUGCGAGGUCAGCGCACAACUCAAUGAAAAACACUGAAGUGAGUUCAACAGUGGUACCAGAAGAUUGUGUAACAGAUGUACCCGUCGAAGAUUUUAAUAAAGAAAACAUGAAGAUAUCAAAAGAUGCCCAGGAUCAUGAAACAGUAGAAUUUGUUUUAGACACGAAUGAUUCUUCUAAGGAAGCCUUAAAAGCUGAAAGUAUGACUGUAGACCUACCGAUUGAAGUAAACGAGAAUGAUAGAGAUAUUUUUACAAGCACAACAGAAAGCGAUGAAACUACUACUAUUUUUGAAACAACCACAUUACCUGACAAUAAUAAAUAUGAUAAAGAGCCAAUGAUUGAUGAAGGUCUGAGGUGGAAUUGGCAAAGUGUUAAAGUUUUCAAGCCCAUAGUUGAAAUGAAAGUAAACACUACAGAACAAACCGAUAAAAAUAAGUUUUAG
Messenger RNA from Pieris macdunnoughi, 891 nucleotides. NCBI's taxonomy places the organism in Eukaryota, Metazoa, Arthropoda, Insecta, Lepidoptera, Pieridae. The record is from the annotation of a GenBank genome assembly.